Messenger RNA from Halichondria panicea, 2121 nucleotides. Its product is annotated as dynein intermediate chain 3, ciliary-like. The coding region runs from base 179 to 1993 and encodes 604 amino acids. The transcript is spliced from 12 exons. The record is from RefSeq and is a predicted model, not a curated record. Gene Ontology annotation, cellular component: outer dynein arm. Gene Ontology annotation, molecular function: dynein light chain binding; dynein heavy chain binding. Lineage: Eukaryota; Metazoa; Porifera; Demospongiae; Suberitida; Halichondriidae. Gene Ontology annotation, biological process: outer dynein arm assembly; cilium movement.
GUAAAUACUCCUAAUUUGCAGCCCCUCCCCCUAGCAACUCACAAAAUGGCGUACAGAUCAAACACAGCUAGCUAAGUCUUUCAUUUAUUUGCAGCUCAACGAGUCUGUAUAGCAACCAAUAUAAUAGUCCUAAAAGAUUUAUAGUGACCAGAUAAGCAGUUUUAAGCAGUGAAGAAAGAUGGAAAUUGUAUACGUAUACACCAAGAAACGAUCAGAAUUUGGCCGGCAGCCUCUAUUUUCCGACCGAGGUGCUCAGCUUAACAUCGAUAUAGAGCCUGAUGUCUCACUCAAAGAUGACUUCAUUGAGAAGAACCCAGUGGACAUGGCCCUACAGUAUGCACCAGAGAUGUCAGAGCAUGAGGUGAACACAGAGCGUUUUGAGACAGAGAGCCGAGGUAUGAACCACACGGAGGGAGGCUGGCCUAAAGACAUCAAUCCCGCUGAAGUGGAACAAACCAUUCGAUUCAGAAAGAAAGUUGAGAAAGAUGAAAUAUACAUGGGCAUCAUCAACCGACUGGGAACAGAAAUGGAGCAUUACCUCAAACAGAACAAUGCUAUAGACAUCUAUGAGGAGUAUUUCUCUGGCUCCAACGCCUCUAGUGUUGUGGACGAUUCUCCCUCAGCCAAAACCCUGAGUGUAUUCAGGGACCCUAAUGAGGUCAAGAGAGCAGUGUCGCACAUCUCCUGGUAUCCUGAUGGAGCACACAGACUAGCUGCUGCCUACUCCACCCUCGGCUUCCAGAAGGGCUCCACUGGGGUACCUCUAGAAUCAUACAUCUGGGAGCUAGAGAAUCCUAAUAAACCAGAGCACACCUUGAAGCCCUCCUCCCCUAUGCUGUGUCUGGAGUACAACCCUAAAGACCCUCAUCUGCUGGUGGGAGGAUGCUACAAUGGCCAGCUAGCUCUGUUUGAUACAAGGAAGGGAUCACAACCACUCGAAGUCACUCCAGUAGAAAUCAGUCAUAAAGACCCUGUACACAAACUCGUAUUCCCCUCCUCAAAAACAGGCUCUGAUGUGUUCUCCACCUCCUCUGAUGGUCAGGUUCUCUGGUGGGACAUUCGUAAACUGGGAGAGCCAGUGGAGACACUACCACUCGAGUUUGGGGGCUACAAGCCUGGAGAAAAACUGGGGGGUAUUGCGCUGGAGUACGAAUCAUCUAUGCCUACCAAGUUCAUGGUGGGUACAGAGCAAGGUGUGAUUCUCCUAUGCAAUCGAAAAGUCAAGAAUCCUCAGGACAGAAUUUCAUACGCAUUCACUGGUCAUCAUGGACCUAUAUACUCGCUUCAGAGAAACCCCUUUUAUCCGAAAUACUUCCUGUCAGUUGGAGACUGGACUGCAAGAUUGUGGUCUGAGGAUGCCAAAGAAUCUCCCAUCAUGUGGACCAAGUACAGCUCCAGUCCCCUCACUGAUGCCUGUUGGAGCCCCACCCGACCUGGAGUCUUCUACACAACAGGAAUGUCUGGAAACCUGGACGUUUGGGAUGUACUGUUCAAGCAAAACUCUCCCACCCUCACACUGCAAGUGUCUGAUGAGUCACUACACUCUGUGUGCUGUCAUGAUCAGGGUAAACUGUUGGCUUGUGGCUCUCUGGCUGGUGACAUCACUCUACUGGAGAUGUCUGGCUUCCUGAGUAACCUACAGCCAAACGAAAAACAGAACAUAACAUCGGUGUUUGAACGUGAGACUCACAGAGAGAAGAUUUUGGAGGGACGACGUCGUGAGAUUAAACUCAAGGCCAAGCAAGCCAGUGCUGCUGGUGGAGGGGGCGGAGUUGUGGCAGGUGGAGGGGGUGGAGGUGAGGAAGCUGAGGAUGAGGAGGACUUCGUUGGCAAGGCAGAGACAGAUUUCUGGGACACUCUCUCCCACGAGCAGAAGACCAUUGAAGCAAAGGAGGCCAAGAGACGUGAAGCUAUGGCUCCCAAUAACCAACCCACACCCAUACCUGAGGAGGGGGACGAGAGGAGAGAAGAACCAGCAACAGACUCACAAUAAACUCCUUUAAUUUUAGUCAGUUUUUUCUUUAUGCAACCACACAAACCCGAAGUCUAUGUUAUGGUCAAAAAUCUCUUAUACCUUAUUUGCAAUGUUUUUGGCCACAGUGAAUAAUUAAUUUAUUAUGA